AGAAAACCGUGUCCCUGCCUCGCCUCUGAUUUCACGCCCAGAGAAACUCCUGGCUGCUGCUUAUCAGAGCCCCUCCUCGGCUCUCGUCCCUCACCCUCCUGCCCUGGCGCUCUGCCUGGAGCAGAGCGACUUUCUUAAGACCUGUCUUGCUCUCCAUGCCUGCCGCACAGGCUGGCUGAUGGGCAAACAAGCUCCCCAUCAUCUCAUGCAGGGCUUGCUGCCAGCCAAGCCGUGCCUACCCAAGCUGGGAUUGCCCCAAACUGGGCCCGAGCGGCUCCUCCCCCAACGCAAGGUUACACCUCUCUUCCCUACGCCUGUCAGCGAACAGCUGGACUUCUCUGGUUACAUGUGUGCAACCAUUUAAAAAACACAUCCAGGCUGGCUUACUCAGCAGAUUAUAAAAGAGUGAUUUACAAAAUGCAGCUUUCUUCCAGAUCAGCCCGUGCCGCUGUAUUUAUGUGACUGAAGGUCUCAGCUGAUCCCUUCUUUUCUUGUGCAGCCAAGAGGUUUGCAGCGGCAGCAACAGCCACGGCCAGUACAAUACUAAAAAGAGAGAACCUGCUACCCAGACCAAUUACACAAGACGUGUCCUGAGAGAUGUCUAGGAGAUUAGAAGAGACAACCAAACAAAAGGUUUUACAAAAAUCUGGGAAGUAAGAUAGGUAGAAAGUUGUACUUGUGUCUAAAUGUACGGAUUGGUAAAUAGCAAUGACAUGCUGAAUUCCCUUAUGAGAGGGUGAAGCACAAGCUGAGUAUGGUAGAGUAAGAAAAUACCUGGUUAACACCUUGUGCUUCUGAUCUAUGGAAGAAAUAGUGCGCAACGGCACUUUUAAGUGGACAGAUAUAAAAGGGAAGAAAAGAAACUUGUCAGGCAUUGCAACAGAAAAGGUUGUGUCAUGAAGUUGUGAUAUCUUAAGGCAUUGAGUGAAGUUCCGAAAGCCCAAAACUCGACUGGGUUUUAUAAAAGACUGAUUCCCAAUGCUUAAUGGCCAAAUGUUCAAUGCAUUCACAGAUUAUGAGAAUAUUUAGUUUAUAUUAAUCAGGACAUAGAAAAGGAUUGAAACCUUCAUGACUUAGGGACAACCACUCACUGAGAGGUUUAAGGUAGUUAUGUCUACUGCAAUCAAGCAAAUCCUUAAGGGAUGGGUUACAAUCUCCUGGAGCAACUGACUUGACACACUAGGCCAGGUCUGAUGAGAAAUCAAGAUCCAUUUUGAGCGGUGAGGGUGAGAUGAGGAUUGCAAGUCCCACACAGCAGUUGGCAGUCUGAUGGUUCAGCAAAUGCCAAGUAUCACAACCUUGAACCCCACGUGAACAUCAAUGGGCAGAGCCUGCAGAGAGCAAAUCAGCAACUGACCAGAGCUCCACGGCCCACCUGUAACGUAAAUUGAACAUCAAUAGGCAGCAACGGGAGGGAGCAAAUCAGCAACCGAGCCAGACCUCCACCACCGCUCCCACUCUUUGAUAAAAGCUGGCUACCAGGCUGUGCUCGUCCCUACUCGCAAGAACCAGAUCAGUUACACCAAUGGCUCAAGACGGAGUGCAGUACUAUCACUCAGAGAAAGACUUUAUCUUGUCCCCUCACAGUAAGAAGGUUCCUAAAAGGAUGGCAUCCCUCUUGGAGAUGAAAGAAAUCUUCCGCAAUGCUGAUGCAGUAUGCUUCGAUGUGGACAGUACGGUCAUCAGGGAAGAGGGCAUUGAUGAGCUUGCGAAGUUCUGUGGAGUCGGAGAUGCCGUCGCAGAGAUGACCCGCAGAGCUAUGGGUGGCACUGUGACAUUCAAAGCAGCUUUAACGGCACGACUAGGUCUCAUACGUCCCUCCUAUGAGCAAGUGCAGAAAUUAAUAUCUGACAGCCCACCUCAGCUAACACCAGGAAUAAGGGAGCUGGUGAACAGGCUUCAUCAACGAGGGGUCCAGGUAUUCUUGGUCUCAGGGGGGUUUCAGAGCAUCGUGGAGCACGUGGCCUCGCAGCUGAACAUUCCAACAGCAAACGUCUUUGCCAACAGGCUGAAGUUUUACUUUAAUGGAGAAUAUGCAGGAUUUGAUGAAACACAACCAACAGCUGAAUCAGGGGGAAAAGGAAAGGUUAUUACUCAGCUGAAGGAACAGUUCCACUUUAAGAAAGUAGUUAUGAUUGGAGAUGGAGCUACAGACAUGGAAGCCUGUCCCCCCGCUGACUGCUUCAUUGGAUUUGGAGGAAAUGUAAUCAGAAAGCAAGUGAAGGAGAAAGCUAAAUGGUACAUUACUCACUUUGACGAACUGCUAAAGGAACUGGAAGAACGAUAAAUUAUACAGUAAAAUAAUAUAUUUAACAACUAUAAAUCCAUUAUACAAUGCAAUUAAACAUAUAUUUGUUUGCAAAGUUGUGUUCUGGAUUUUUUAAUGAUUCUGGGUGUUGGGUACCUUCCUCUCUGGCCUGAAACUCAUGUUACAAAUGGCACCAUUCUACUUAAAUAUUUUGUAAUGAAAAUGGUAAGAUUUUUUUAAAACAUCUUUUCCAAGGUGGAAGAAGUCAGUUGAUUAUUCACUCAUAAGUGAAGACAAAAGGUAGGAUAUUAUCAAGAAGUUAGAAAUACCUUAAUGGAUUGGCCCCUGGUCAAUACUGCGUAUCUAGUGUUUCAGAAUCAUUGAAACUAAUACCUCUAUGUAUUUUGGGCGGCAAAGGAAGGAGGGGGCCACAAACGAGAAGUCUGCCUAAUCAAUAAUAAUAAAAAUAAAUAACAGAGGCAAACAGCAUCUAAGUACUUUCCAUUCCAAAGAAUAUCAGAACUAGUUUAAACAGUGAACAGAUAGGUAGGAAACAUUACCAAGUAUCUGAUUUCAUUAAAAUAUGGCUACGGGAGAACCUGAGAUGUCAUCUGUUACUCAACAUCACUGUUACUCAACCUGCUAUCUGAAAGACAAGAGACGCAUGCAAAUCUGAGAUACAUGCAAUAUUCAUCAGUGUCCAAGAAGUAUAUUUUAAGGCGAGUGAUAUAGUGGUUCCCAUACCUCAUUAAAAUACUUUAAACUGCAAAAUGGUGAUUUUGUAAAAUGGUCACAAUGUUUACUUACCAUUUUAUUUAUUUAACAAUCCCCCCCCCAUCAACCUGUAACUGGAUGGAAGCUAAUUCAUCAGCCUUUAAAAUAAAGGUCUACUGAUUAAGAAAAUAGUGUGAAACUUAUCUAGCCUCUUCCUCUGCCUCAAGUGUGGAUCAACCACCCUUAAACUGUUUGUACUAGAAGUAAGUCUAACCUGUUCUAAGCCAGUACUUCUCUGAGCUUCAGCUAAUGAAUCCUAGUUCCUUAAGGAUUUGUCUUUUGUGGCUACAGUGUCUGAUCUCUUAGAUAAAUGCUACCUUUUUGCCAGCAAGUUCCUGGCAACUCUUCUGAGUAUGUCUUUUUAACCAGCUUUGCUGACGCAUCAUGGUACUUUUAUUUCCCUGAUUUGUAAGAAUGUCACCUCUGAUAAU
Egretta garzetta (little egret) is the source of this 3453-nucleotide messenger RNA. RefSeq names its product phosphoserine phosphatase (gene PSPH). The transcript has 6 exons. Gene Ontology annotation, biological process: L-serine biosynthetic process; dephosphorylation. Gene Ontology annotation, molecular function: magnesium ion binding; L-phosphoserine phosphatase activity. Gene Ontology annotation, cellular component: cytoplasm. The record is from RefSeq and is a predicted model, not a curated record. NCBI's taxonomy places the organism in Eukaryota, Metazoa, Chordata, Aves, Pelecaniformes, Ardeidae. The coding region runs from base 1526 to 2287 and encodes 253 amino acids.